Tarenaya hassleriana is the source of this 857-nucleotide messenger RNA. RefSeq names its product 14 kDa zinc-binding protein. Bases 80 to 637 code for a protein of 185 amino acids. Gene Ontology annotation, cellular component: cytoplasm. The transcript is spliced from 6 exons. Lineage: Eukaryota; Viridiplantae; Streptophyta; Magnoliopsida; Brassicales; Cleomaceae. Gene Ontology annotation, molecular function: adenylylsulfatase activity. The record is from RefSeq and is a predicted model, not a curated record. Gene Ontology annotation, biological process: purine ribonucleotide metabolic process; sulfur compound metabolic process.
AGACGACGUCGUUAUGCGUUUCGUUCUCAAAAAUGUCAAAAGGCGAUUGAACAAUCACUCAUCGGGGUAAGCUCCUCCAAUGGCUGCCACUACUUCCUCCAUGCUGCUUCGGAAUAUCGCGACGGUGGGUAGAGCUGCUCCGCUUGUGCGAGCAUCGUCGAGAAUCUUCUCCGCCGGAAAAUUCGUUGGGUUUAUUCCUCGUAUUCGUUCCGGGAGAUCCAUGUGUUCUGCUCGUGUCACACACAACGAAGAGGCGGCGGCGAAGGAAGCCGCGGCUUUUGCAGAUACCGGAGCUCCGACCAUAUUUGACAAGAUCAUAGCAAAGGAGAUUCCUUCUUCCAUUGUCUACGAAGAUGAAAACGUUUUGGCAUUCAGAGACAUUAACCCACAAGCUCCUGUUCAUGUUUUGGUCAUCCCGAAGGUCCGAGACGGAUUGACAACACUUGGGAAGGCUGAACCAAGACACGCAGAGAUUCUAGGCCAGCUUCUUCACGCAGCCAAGAUUGUAGCCGAGAAAGAAGGUAUCCUCGAUGGCUUUCGUGUUGUCAUCAACAAUGGUACUGAAGCCUGUCAAUCUGUUUUCCAUCUUCAUCUGCAUGUCCUCGGCGGUCGCCAGAUGAAAUGGCCACCCGGUUAAGGUGAAACAUCUCCAAUUCAUUCGGCCCCAAGGGAGUUGAACUCUACAAGUAAGUUUACGCCUUUAGCAGAUCAAAUCGUUCUAAUGAUUGUUUCAGUUCUGUUUCUCAGUUUAGCUCAUGUCUGUGACUGUGUCCGCAACCAUGUGUAUCGAGUUGUGAGUUCUUGAGAGAUAAACACGAUUACUUUCAUAUAUAAAAUGUUGCAAAGGUUGUUUCUCA